Menidia menidia (Atlantic silverside) is the source of this 2005-nucleotide messenger RNA. Lineage: Eukaryota; Metazoa; Chordata; Actinopteri; Atheriniformes; Atherinopsidae. The record is from the annotation of a GenBank genome assembly.
AUGCCGCUUUAUGACGGUGUUCUGUCAGUUUUUAGGAUCAGCUUUCAUCUCAAAGUGAGAAUGACAGACUCAUCACUUCUUAACUCUGAGUUGGAGCUCCAGCAACAAGAGGAACUUUAUCAGCAACUGCUGUUACAGACAAUGGGAAAACUGCAGGCUGAAUCCAAAGUAAUACGGCCCAGUCCAGGGAUGUGUGUGAAGACUUUGUCAGAGCCAGGCAAAGAGAAAGUCUUCAUUAAUAUUUGCCAGUCAAACUCAGUGCCCCCCCCACCAGAACUCUCCAGAGAUGAACUUGUGGAACUGCUUCAGUUAGACGAUCCCAGCAGCUACAGAGUUCCCAUGAGCCUUGGCGAGCCGCACACAGAAGUAGACAACAUGAGUUUUCAUACAAACACGGGUUUCCUUGAUAUGACAGAUCCCUUAUUCCAGCAGUUUGUCAUUCUGGUGUCUGUGGAGGGUUUAGAAAAUAAAUACAGUCUGGAGCUCAGCAGAGACUGGAAGGUGUUGAAGAACAGGAAGUUCUUGGGUUCUAUUGGCGAACAGAACAUUCGGACAAAGAGCAAGCCAGUGAUCCAAGAGCUGCAGGCUGAGGAAACGUCCCAGGCAGGUGCUAAAAGAACCAGUGAACCAGAGUUUACACUGCUCGUGGAGCCUCCUGUUGGAGAGCCGGAACACCUCGUUGCUGAGAUUAAGUUGCCUAAUGUGCCGUCCUCUCGCUCUCUGGUCCUGGAUGUCGGAGAGGACCGCCUUGUGCUUGUUGCUCGACCGUCACUCUUCCAUCUCGACAUCUUCCACCCGUUCCUCGUCGACCAGGAGAACAGCGUGGCGCAGUUCAAUAAGAGCACACAGGUGCUCACUGUCACUAUGCCUGUGGUGUCCUCAGGAAAUCUCUGAAAUGCUAUCCACUUUUUUUUUUUUUCUAGAAAGCUGCUGUGAUAAUGAUUUUUUAUAAAGAAAGUUUGUUUGUGUUUGUCCCCUGUAUGACUGCAAUUUCCUUUUGUGAGAACACUAAAAUAUGACCCUUGUUGUUAAAAAGAGGCUUCCAGAAGAAAAGCAGUUGAAAAGGACUACAAAUUAUUAAUUUUUUAGCAUUGAAUUAGAUGAUAAAUCAAAACAAUUCUAAUACUUUAUUUUUUAUGCAUAUUUAUUUAUCUAAUUCAGGGGUUAAAGAGGCUCUCUAAACUGCACAAGCCUAGAUUAAAUAUGCCUCCCAAAACCCUCUAUGAAACAUGAUCCACAAGACUUCAAUUAUACCACAGCCUGUGAAAUAAACUUUUGGAGAUGACCAAUGGAAAUUGCAGUAAUUUGUUGUCUUUGCAGUAAUGAAAUAUGGCAAUACGCAGAUUACUUGUGGUAAUGGAUUAGAAAGAGCUUUCAGAGACUGGAAAAUAAUUUCUACCUGUGUCUUAACACUUUUCACUAACCCGCUAUAAGAAUAUAUAAUAAAAGAGCUUGUUUAUACUCAAAAUGAUAGAACCGAUUUCUGACUGGCUGCCAAAUAAACUAUCAUUGUUUCUAAAGAGAUACAGAAGAUUAAGGUGGAGACUUCAUACAUUGUAUCCAUGACUACGAUAAUUUCAGAUAAGAUAACCGUUGCCAUUGUCUUUUUUGGUAUGUCCUUUCUGUGAACUGCAAACAUAAACAGAUUAAGAAGUCACUAUUUCUGGAUCUGCUCCUCCCAUCCAUUUCCCUGUUGAUACUGAAAAACAAAAAGCAAGCGUACAGAGAGAUGCUCUCUCCUAGGUUGAUUUACUCCAAAGAGAAAUGAAAAACAACUAAGAAUGACUCAGAUGUUUAUGUGUUUUUGUUAUAUCUGAAAGAUACAGAAGAAUAUAACUGAUUUUCUUGAUUUACUUAAAACAUCCAUCCAUCCAUCCAUCCGUUUUCCACCGCUUAUACGGGGUCACGGGGGCAGCAGCUGAAGCAGAGAAACCCAGACUUCCCUCGCCCCCUACACUUCUGCCAGCUCCUCCGGGGGGAUCCCAAGGCGUUCCCAGGCCAGCCG